CGAAAUUUCAACCUUUUUUUUUUUCUGUAUCAACUCCGACUUCGACUUCAACGUCAACAAGUCUUGUCUGCGCCCAAACACUCUCCCUUUUUCCUUCUUUUUCUGCUAACGAGUUUCCUUCCGAACAUACACAUAUCAGUCUCCUUUUCCAUCCUAUUAAAGAGACUGCCUCCUCCUGCUUUACUCAAAAGUCAUCUAUAUUUGUUUUUGUGUUAAAACUAGACUUCUCGGGGACCUUGUUUGUUCAUCCCACUAUUAGGGCUUUUUUCUAUCGAUAAGGCCAAGACCCCGCUAUAGAAAAUCAGGAAUUAUUAAUACUUUGGUUUUAAUUCGAGUACAACGCGAAGAAGAAGCAAAAAAGAACACAAUCGCAAAAAUGGUAUCGGCAUCGAAGGCUGCUCGUCAGGCAAAGCGUGCUGCGGACGGAAAAGAUGACAAGAAGAAGUCCGCCACAUCGAGACUGUCGUCCAGAGUCAACUCGAAAAACGCAUCUCGAGCCUCAUCCGUGAACGGGGAAGAAGAAUUUGUCCCCGAAGAGUCGGCAACCUCCGCCUCCAAGUUGUCCGAUGUCAAGAAAUUGACCUCCCAGAUGGAUAAAUUUGGCUUGUCGGAUCGUGUAACCACUGGUGUCCUUGCGUCUCUUCCCUCCAGCCGUGACGUCAAGAUUAACUCCGUCUCCCUCGUGUUCCACGGCCGGGUACUUAUUACCGAUGCAAUCCUCGAGCUCACCUAUGGCCGACGAUACGGCCUCUUAGGCGAGAACGGUUGCGGAAAGUCGACACUGAUGAAGGCUAUUGAUAAGCGAGAGUUCCCCAUCCCCGAACACGUCGACAUCUAUCUGCUGAACGAGGGUGCGCCACCUAGCGACCUGGGAGCCCUUGAGUGGGUUGUCAAGGAGGCAGAGAACGAAAUGGAGAGAUUAGAUAAAUUAGCAGAGGAGAUAUUGGAGAAGGAUGGCCCGGAGAGCCCUAUCCUAGAAGAUCUAUACGAGCGUAUGGAAACCAUGGACCCUUCGACUUUCCAAACGAGAGCAUCCCUUAUUUUAACUGGUCUGGGUUUCAAUAAGUAUACCAUUAAAAAGAAGACGAAGGAUAUGUCCGGUGGAUGGAGAAUGCGAGUGGCCCUGGCCAAGGCUCUUUUCGUCAAACCCUCUCUACUCCUCCUCGACGACCCAACGGCCCAUCUGGACCUCGAAGCUUGCGUGUGGUUGGAAGAAUACCUCAAGAAAUGGGACCGCACUCUCGUCCUCGUUUCCCACAGCAUGGACUUCUUGAACGGAGUUUGCACCAACAUGAUUGACAUGCGUCAGAGCAAGCUAAUCUACUAUGGUGGCAACUACGACGUUUACCACAAGGUCCGCCACGACCAGGAAGUCAAUCAGAUGAAGGCGUACCACAAGCAACAAGAAGAAAUUGCCCACAUCAAGAAGUUCAUCGCGUCCGCCGGUACCUAUGCCAACCUUGUCCGACAAGCUAAAUCCCGCCAGAAGAUCCUCGACAAAAUGGAGGCAGACGGCUUCAUCCAGCCUGUCGUCCCGGAUAAGGUCUUCACAUUCCGUUUCGCAGAUGUUGAGAAGCUCCCGCCCCCAGUCCUCUCAUUUGAUGACGUCACAUUCUCCUACAGCGGAAAGCCAGAAGAUAACCUGUACGAGAACCUCGACUUCGGUGUCGAUAUGGACUCCAGAACCGCCCUUGUCGGGCCAAACGGUGUUGGAAAAUCAACCCUCCUCCGCAUCAUGACGGGCAAACUCAGCCCCACCGGCGGCAGAGUCUCACGGCACACCCACUUGAAGCUCGGAAUGUACAGUCAGCACUCUGCAGAGCAGCUCGACCUCACAAAAUCCGCCCUCGAAUUCGUCCGCGACAAAUACCCGGAGAAGAGUCAAGAUUACCAAUACUGGCGCCAGCAGCUGGGUCGGUACGGGUUGAGCGGUGAUGCACAAACCGCCCUCAUGGGAACUCUCUCGGAGGGCCAAAAAAGCAGAAUCGUCUUCGCGCUACUGGCCAUUGAGGGCCCGAACAUGUUGCUUCUCGAUGAACCUACCAACGGCCUCGAUAUUCCCACCAUUGACAGUCUGGCUGAUGCUAUCAACGCGUUCAGCGGUGGUGUCAUUGUUGUUUCUCACGAUUUCAGACUCCUCGACAAAAUUGCAAAGGACAUCAUGGUCUGCGAACACAAGACCGUCCGCCGAUGGGAUGGUAGCAUCGGAGAGUAUAAGGACCACUUGCGAAAAAAGAUGUUGUCCGCUGGACAGGUUUAGAUAGAUUUCAUUUGUAUGUUGUUUCUUUUUUAAAGUUGGAGGCUUUUUUUUAUCCCUCUUAUUUUAAUUCGUGCCCAGUGGGUUUUAUACGCUAUCGGUUUGCUGGCUCUGGUUUUUAUUUUUUUUAUUUAUAUACAUUUUUUUUUUUCUAAAAAAAUCAAGCCUGUUGUUGAAUUAUGGAGCAUUGUGCCAAACGGCCACGCGAAAUAGAGACUCAUUUUUAGUUCAUUGAACCCAAAAGAUUUCCAUGGUUUAUUUAUUUAUUUAUUUUUCGUCCACUUUUCAUUCUUAGUCUAAUUGUUAUUCUGCGAAAAAAAAAAAAAAAGAAAAAAAAAAAAAGAAAAAAAAAAGAAAAAAAAGAAAAAGAAAAGAAAAAAAAGAAAAAAAAAAAUAACAGAACAAAAAAAUCCGCGAGAGAAAUGCAUAUAGAGAAUACUCCGUGCUCCGUACUUAUUUUUGCCCAUAUCAGCAACCUUUCUCGCCCAUAUCGGCGGCCCCCUCCUUCCCCACCCCAAUUCCCUUUGUUUUUGCCAACUUAUGUGUUUGGGGUGAGGAAAAUCUUGCGCGAUUACAUAUAUUCCUAUUGAAGAGGAAUGAAUUUAUGAUAGGUCUAUCAAAAGGGCAACAAAAAACAAGACCAAAUGAAUGAAUGAACGCAAGAAAGAAAGAAAGAAAGCAACGAGGUCUUUGCAGUAGGCAAAUUCAAUUGGAUAUUAAUUAGCAGUUUAUGAUAUGGGAAUACUACAGUGUAUAAAUUUUUCUGACGAUAUACAGUAUGUACAUUUCACUCGGUUUCCUCUUUCCAUCCAGACAGGGCACGGUGGCAAUGAAGCCCCUUUUGUAGUGUGCGUGAAGCAUAUUAAAAAUGGGAGCCAUAUCUCUCACAAUGGUAGAUUUUAUUCCGAUUACUCCAUGGGUAGAUAGGUGGAUAACGGAAGUGUAGGUAGGUGUAGCAGAUCUUUUUCCCCCAAAAAACGCACACCACUCCUGCCGGUCACCACAGGGUAACCGUCCUCCGUACUAAUUAUGAGUACUCAAAUGUAUAUGUACAUGUACAGUACCUACUACCGCCCCACCAUCAAUCCACCGCCCCACCCUUCCUCUUCCUCUCCUCCAUCAAAUCCCC
Blastomyces dermatitidis ER-3 is the source of this 3386-nucleotide messenger RNA. RefSeq names its product ABC transporter ATP-binding protein ARB1. The record is from RefSeq and is a predicted model, not a curated record. The transcript has 4 exons. Gene Ontology annotation, molecular function: ATP binding; ATP hydrolysis activity. The coding region runs from base 377 to 2260 and encodes 627 amino acids. NCBI's taxonomy places the organism in Eukaryota, Fungi, Ascomycota, Eurotiomycetes, Onygenales, Ajellomycetaceae.